Salvelinus fontinalis (brook trout) is the source of this 1702-nucleotide messenger RNA. It is a transcript of the gene ttc4, whose product is annotated as tetratricopeptide repeat domain 4. Lineage: Eukaryota; Metazoa; Chordata; Actinopteri; Salmoniformes; Salmonidae. The coding region runs from base 197 to 1390 and encodes 397 amino acids. The transcript has 10 exons. The record is from RefSeq and is a predicted model, not a curated record. Gene Ontology annotation, molecular function: Hsp90 protein binding.
UUAACUGUUCCCCCUACGGAAACUUUUUGAAAUUGCACCGCAACGUUCACGUGUAAACAACUUGUAUGAUUUUGUUCUCCAUACUUUAUAUAGACAUAUUUCUUGUCAUACGUGUCGCUUCAGUAGUCAAUAAUAAGAAACCGUAAAUCAGCAACUAGUUUAAUCUUCAAAUACAUCCACCUUAUUUGGAGUGAAUAUGGCUUCACUAUCACAACAGGGCGAUGAUAGCGACGAUGGCAUGGACGACUUUAUGGAUAAAUUCAAGAAAGAGAAAUAUAGCAACGCCUUUUCCGAGAAGAACUGGGAAGAGGAGUUCGAUAAGGUGCCUAUGUUCAUGAAGACAGCGCCUGAUGAGAUUGACCCCAUGAAACACCCGGAGCUGGCUGCUAUUCAGUCCAUCAUCCACGACGAUGACAGACCACUAAAGGAGCAAGCUGAGAGCCUGAAAGAUGAGGGGAACGACUACUUCAAAGAGAAGAACUACAAGAAAGCUAUAGUGUCCUACACAGCCGGACUGAAGAAGAACUGCAGUGACUCUAAUGUCAAUGCCAUCCUGCUCACUAACCGAGCGGCAGCACACUUCCACCUGGGUAACAUGCGCUCUGCACUGAAUGAUUCUGUCACUGCAAAGAAGUUUAAACCAGACCACCUCAAAGCAUUAAUUAGAGGUGCCUCGUGUUGUAUGGAGCUGAAAAAAUAUACAGAUGCCCUGCUGUGGUGUGAGGAGGGGCUCAAGCUACAGCCCACAGACAAGAAGCUACUGGAGCUGAGAGCUACAGCAGAUAAACACAAGAGAGCAGCAGAGAGAGAUGCAAGGAAGGUGAAGGUUAAAGAAAAGAAGGAGCUCAGUGAGAGAGAGGCUCUGCUGGCUGCUAUAAAGGAGCGUGGGAUCAAGUUACUGAAGCCUAAGCAGCGUCCUAAGCGCAGCUCUGACAGUGAGGAUGAUAAUAGAGGCUCUUCUAGAGCCAUGGCAGGCCUGGACCUGGACGGUCUGUGUUCUGUGGAGGCCACAGGGGCCACAGUGUUCCUGGAUGAACAGGGUGUCAUGCAUUGGCCAGUCCUCUUCCUCUACCCCGAACACCAACAAACAGACUUCAUCUCAGCCUUCAGUGAAUCCUCCAGCUUUCUUGAUCACCUGACUCUCAUGUUUGGAGAGGAACUCCCACCUUGGGACACUAACCGGAAGUACUCUCCCCAAAACCUCCAGCUGUUCUUUGAAGAACACGAGAAAGAGUCCUUGUAUCAAGUCAAUCCAGAGACGCCUCUCAUUAAAAUCCUUCAGCAUAAAAGGUGUUUUGUAAAAGCAGGAACUCCCAGCUUUGUCAUUCUGGUAAAUGGGUCGCCGUUUUGCGAGAAGUUCUUAUCAGAAAGGAAAACACAUCGACUGUAAUGGCACACCUCAUUAAUCAGCCUAGACCUGUCAAUCUCACAGACUACUGGUAUGAACUCUUUCCCACCAAUCGGAAAGGACUGCUCUCCACUCCCUGCCCAAAGUAUAUAUAAAAGUGUAGAUUUGGUUAUUUAAGAGAAGAAGAGAUUAAUGUUAUGGGAGCCUUUACAUUGUUCCAGAUAUCUCCAACAUACUCUGUGAUUGGCAAGAUUGCGGUAUUCAUUUGAUCAAAUUCUAUAUGAGUGUUUAUCUGGGAACCUGUUAUAAUCAAGUCACCAUGUCACUAUUACUAAAAGGCCUUACAACAAAGUA